UAGCUAAGAGUGAGUGUAUUGUAGGUGUUUGUAUUUUCUGUGGGAACACAACAACAUGGAGUGAAGAGAAAGCCAUCAGGACACGGAAAUGCUGACAGAACCGGCGGAACCAAAGCAGAGUAAUCACAGGAUGGAGGCAACCGGGCCCAGAGAGGACGAAUGUGCCACUGACCUCAGGGAGACGAGAAGUCACCAGCCAGCGCCAACAAGUCCUGCCAAGGUCUGGACAAGCUUAACAGGCUUUCGACUGUGGACCCAAAAUACUCUCCAGUUUCCCUUCAAAGUUAGAAAAACAUAUCCAGUGUGUGUGCUGCAUUUCACUAAAAGGUGGAAAUGUUUGUGCUGCAACACAAAACUGGUCAAACACCAAUGAGACUGCGAACCAAACUCUGCAAGAGCCGCAGACAGCAGAUCAUCAGUCAGACCUGCAUGCGGAUCCAGUACGCUCUCCAGUCACGUACCGACUCAAGAGCUACCAGCUCAGGAACCCGGCUGUCCGCAAACCACCUCGGCCUCUUGUGGCGCAGAUGCACAUUUCUCAAAACCCGCAGAGAUCCGGGGCCACAGAGCUGACCUCGGAGCAGCUGGAGCCAGAGGUGACUGUGCAAGCUGAAGAGUUUGUCAAGCUGCCGUUUAAAGGCCCCGAUCUGAACCCUCGUGUCAAACCACAAUCAAAGGUGCUGGCGCUUGUGAUAAAGCAGAGGGUGCCUGUGCCGGCCGGCAGCAUUGCAGCGCGCUGUGGAGAGGGAGAGGUCACCAUCGAGGUCAAACAGAACUUCCUAGGAAACGGUCAGUUGAUCCGGCCAAGUGAUCUGACCUUAGGGGGCUGCGCCGCAGUAGACGCCGCUCGCCACAUCCUGCACUUCCAGACGGCGCUGCAGGGCUGCGGCAGCACAGUGAUGAUUACUGACGAAGCCCUCAUCUACUCCUUCUAUCUGCUAUACUCCCCAACACCUAUUGGCAACACGGUUAUUCUGAAAACCAACCCUGCUGAGGUGGUAAUUGAAUGCCACUAUCAGAGGAGAAGUUAUGUGAGCAGUGGCGCCGUGAGGCCUACCUGGAUGCCACUCGCCACCGCCAUGUUGGCAGAACAGCAGCUGCACUUCUCCCUGCGUCUCAUGACAGAGGACUGGCGGUCGCAGAGGCCCUCCAGCGUGUACUUCCUGAGAGACAUGAUGCACAUCGAGGCGGCGGUCCUCCAGGGUCACCACGUCCCUCUGAGGGUCUACGUGGACAGCUGCGUGGCCACCGCGACCCCCGACCCCAACGCUCACCCCAGAUACCCCUUCAUCAGCAACCAUGGGUGUUUAAGCGAUACUAAGCCGGCAGGAGCCAAGUCUUACUUCAUGCAGAGGAUCCUGGAGGAUAAACUUCAUUUCCAGCUGAAAGCCUUCAAGUUCCAGCAAGAUCACAGGAAAUCACUCUACAUCACAUGUCAACUGAAGGCAACCAAAGUCUCCGUUCCCAUCGACUCGCAGCACAAAGCGUGCUCCUACUUGACUGAAGCAAACAGAUGGGUGGCAUCAGGUGGAGACAAUAAGGUGUGUGGCUGCUGUGAGAGCAGCUGCACAGAGCCGAGGUGGAAAAGAAGCCUUGCAGCAGAUGCAGGGCUUGUGCAGUGGGAGGGGAUGGCGGCUCUGGGCCCCAUCCUGCUGGAGGAGAGCAUCCUGCCAGAGAAGCUGACUGCGCUCCAAGCACAGGAAGUGACUGGAGCAGCCUCCUAUUCCUCCAUGGCUCUGCUGUGUGGGGUGGGUGCAGCGCUGGCUGUGGUGCUGCUGCUCCUCAUGGGUGCUAUCAUCUGCAGCAGACAAAACAAACCCUCCGGACACUUUGUUAGUACCUGAUUAAGACAUUAAAAAUGAAUAACAAA
This is a messenger RNA of Eleginops maclovinus (Patagonian blennie), 1870 nucleotides long. RefSeq names its product zona pellucida sperm-binding protein 3-like. The transcript is spliced from 13 exons. Bases 528 to 1844 code for a protein of 438 amino acids. The record is from RefSeq and is a predicted model, not a curated record. NCBI's taxonomy places the organism in Eukaryota, Metazoa, Chordata, Actinopteri, Perciformes, Eleginopidae.